Alternaria triticimaculans is the source of this 762-nucleotide messenger RNA. RefSeq lists its product as uncharacterized. Gene Ontology annotation, molecular function: protein binding. NCBI's taxonomy places the organism in Eukaryota, Fungi, Ascomycota, Dothideomycetes, Pleosporales, Pleosporaceae. The transcript is spliced from 2 exons. The record is from RefSeq and is a predicted model, not a curated record. Bases 1 to 762 code for a protein of 253 amino acids.
AUGUGCUGGCAGUGCAUCAAAGACAGGGUCACUGCUAGUGAAAGGGCAAGGGCAGCUCUCGCUAGAGCGUCCCAGCCACCCUUUCGACUACUUGACCUCCCCGCUGAGAUCGUAGGCAGCGUCUCCGACCGCCUUGAGGAUACUGACCUUCUCAAUCUACGUCGCGCAUGUCGAGCACUCAACGCGCACUCGGCCAACGCAUUCGGAAAACGGUUCUUCCAUCACCUCAUCGUCAUCCUACAUCCUACCAGCCUCACGACGCUUCUCGAGAUCUGCCAUCAUCCUUUGCUAUCUAAGCAUGUCCGCAAGAUCACUGUAAGUGGCGAACGCAUCGGACAGAGCAUAAAUGGAAUCGAACAACAAGACCUCCACAUGGAUCUGCAAGUCAGCGUCGAGCGCUCGGGCAUGGAUACGUUGACUCUCAAAGAAGCCUUUCGGGAGCUGGAGAAUCUAGAGAUGGUUCGAGUUGAUGUCGUCAGUUUCUAUCAUCUCGACCCAGAGCCAACAGACGACGGCAUCAGGUGUGGACGGGCCCACAUCAUCCCGGCAAAGCUCCUCAACCCCCCUGCUUCACGUGAGAGGCACGGAGACAGCGGUAAGAACCGAGUAUACGAUUUGAUCCCAAAGAUUCUCCUGGACGCCGGUGUACAUGAGAAGGUCGGUUUGCAGUUUGAGUUCUGGAACACGGAAUAUUCUAACGAAGAUCUGGUGACAUUCCUGGAUCUCGAUUGCGAAGUCUGGAAGUACGAGUUCACUCGGUAG